AUGUCCUUGCUCGACGAAACGAACUAUGUGCUUCCGCUGAGGCCGAUUGGUCACCGCCGUCGACGAGCAAUCAUACGCGUUCUGCAAGCAAACAUACUGCCCAUAUGUCGAAGCGACGACAUUGUUAGCGUGCUCCGUCAGAGUGCAGAUCCGGAAGACGAGGUCGACUGGUUGGCAACAAUGUGGGCAUCCAUUACAGGAUCCCCCAACAUUGACACUGGUAUCGUAGGUAACUUGGGUGAUGUGAACGUUGAUGCGUGCGAGAAGAUCAUUGCCUGGCACGCGAUACCUUACGGGUCUCCAUUCCGCCGCAUUGCAGCUCACGCGGCACAUUUUGUCAUUUACGCUGGAUCAGAGAACCGUCCCCUGCUUCUGGUCCUGUUUUUGCAGUGGUUCAAUCGCAUGUAUCAGUCACAGUCCGCCACCCAACCAUCCGGGAUCAAGCGCGUGGGAUUUAUGUUUGUUCAGCAGUGGAUUAUUGGGGUGGUACUGUGUGAUAACUCGGUAGAUGUGGCAUCGGAUAUGUCUUCCCACAACCUUUACAGGUCGACGUUGGUAUCGGACUCAGGCCUGUUGCUAUAUGCUCAGUCGUCUAACCGCGAUGCAAACGUUGAAGGUGUUGCCACCACGGUCUCCAUAGCGGUAUCGUAUGGCCGUUUGAUGGGGUACGGUGUCACUCGCGUGCAUGUGUAA
This is a messenger RNA of Coniophora puteana RWD-64-598 SS2, 693 nucleotides long. RefSeq lists its product as uncharacterized. The transcript is spliced from 4 exons. The record is from RefSeq and is a predicted model, not a curated record. Bases 1 to 693 code for a protein of 230 amino acids. Lineage: Eukaryota; Fungi; Basidiomycota; Agaricomycetes; Boletales; Coniophoraceae.